GUGCGGUGCCGCACAUGCGGAAGAAGAGUUGCAGAAGCGGUUUGGGAAGAAUAGCCAGGGACCGCAGAUGCGUAAUAGUAGUAGUAGUAGUAGCCGUAGCGGUAGCGGUAGUAGUGGCGGUAGUAAUAGUGAUAAUAGUGGUAGUAGUGGUGAUAGUAGUCGUAGUGAUAGUAGUAGUAGUAAUAGUAGUAAUAGUAUUAGUAGUAUUAGUAGUAGCAACAAUAGCGGUAGUGAUAGUAGUGGUAGUGGUAGUAACGGUCGUAGUGGUAGUUAUAGUCGCAGUGGUAGUAGUGACAGUAAUAGUAGUGAAAGUAGUGGUCAUAGAGGUAAUGGUAGUAGUAGUGGUAGUGAUAGUAGUGGUGGUAGUGGUGGUAGUAAUGGCAGUAGUAGUGAUGGUAGUGGUGGUGAUCGUAGUGGUAGUUGUAGUGAUGGUAGUAGUGGUGAUAGUGGUGGUAGUAGUGAUACUGGUGGUGGUAGUGCUGGUAAUAGUAAUGGUGGUAGUAGUGAUAGUGGUAGUGAUUGUGAUAGUGGUGGUGAUAGUAGUGGUGGUAGUGGUAGUGGUAGUGGUCGUGGUAGUUGUGGUGGUAGUGGUGGUAAUAGUAAUAAUGGUAGUAGUAGUAAUGAUAAUAGUAAUAGUGGUAGUAGUAGUAGUGAUAGUAGUUGUAGUAAUGGUUGUAAUAGUAGUCGUGGUGGUAGUAGUGAUAGUAAUGGUGAUGGUGGUAGUGGUGUUGGUAUUGGUGGUGGUGGUGUUGGUAGUAGUGGUGGUCGUGGCGGUAGUAGCAGUCAUAGUAGCAGUAGUAAUAGUAGUGAUAGUGGUAGUGGUAGUGAUAGUAGUAGUGAUAGUGAUAGUGGUAGUAGUGGUGGUAGUGGUGGCGGUGGUGGUGGUAGUGAUGGUGGUAGUGGCGGUGGUAGUGGUGGUGAUGGUGGUGGUAGUAGUCAUAGUAGCAGUAGUAGUGGUAGUGAUAGUAGUAGUGGUAGUGAUAGUAGUAGUGAUAGUGAUAGUGGUAGUAAUGGUAGUAGUAGUAGUAGUAGUAGUAGUAGCAGUAGUUGUAGUAGUAGUGAUGGUAGUAGUAGUAGUUAUAGUGAUAAUAGUGGUAGUAGUGAUAGUGGUAGUGGUGGUGGUAGUGAUAGUAGUGGUGGUAGUAGUGGUUGUAGUGGUGGUGGUAGUGUUGGUGAUAGUGGUGAUAGUAGUUGUAGUAGUGGUGGUAGUAGUGGUGGUGGUUAUAGUGGUGGUGGUUUUGAUAGUCGUGGUAGUAUUAGUAGUAUGGUUAGACCGACUAUAUUGUAUGGGGCUGAGUACUGA
Molecule: messenger RNA, 1303 nt
Organism: Nicotiana tabacum (common tobacco)
Lineage: Eukaryota; Viridiplantae; Streptophyta; Magnoliopsida; Solanales; Solanaceae
Source: RefSeq, a predicted model, not a curated record